CUGCCCCUGCACCGCAGCCGCAGCCAGCUCGGCGAGCAUGAGCACCCAAGCCUCGGACCUCGGGGGUGGGGCUUGCGCGGAGGCCCCACCCCGCCGUCCCCAAUGGCUGAGACUGCCAGGGGCUGGGGUCAGCGCGCACCAGUCCGAGACCCGCAGCUCCGCCCCAACGCUGAUCCAUGCGGAGGAGAAGCACAGGUGGGUGAGGAGCGAGUUUCUGUGCCCGGGAAACCUCGUCGGGGGCCAUGGGGGGACAGGUGAGGCUGCCGCCCGGAGAGCCCUGCCGAGAAGGCUACGUGCUGUCUCUGAUCUGUCCGAAUGCCUCCCAGGCUUGGUGUGAGAUCACACGUGUGUCACAGCUGCUGGCUUCUCCUGUCCUCUACAGGGACCUGAAUUCCAGCAUAACCAACUGGAGCAUUUCUGCAAAUGCAGAGAACAAAUACAGUCUUUAUGUAGGCCUGGUACUGGCAAUAAGUUCCAGUAUUUUUAUUGGCUCCAGUUUCAUCUUGAAAAAAAAGGGCCUCUUACAACUGGCCAACAAGGGCGUUACUAGAGCUGGACAAGGUGGAUAUUCUUACCUCAAGGAAUGGCUCUGGUGGGCAGGAUUACUCUCAAUGGGAGCAGGCGAGGCUGCGAAUUUUGCAGCUUAUGCUUUUGCACCUGCCACCUUGGUCACUCCACUGGGAGCUCUGAGUGUUCUCAUAAGUGCACUGUUGUCUUCCUAUUUUUUAAAUGAGCGCUUGAACAUUCAUGGGAAAAUAGGCUGCAUAUUAAGUAUAUUGGGGUCAACUGUGAUGGUUAUCCAUGCCCCACAAGAAGAGGAAGUCACUUCUCUGCAUGAAAUGGAAAUGAAAUUGAGAGACCCAGGAUUUAUCUCCUUUGUUGUGAUCAUAACUGUGAUCUCCUUGGUGCUGAUUUUGAUUGUAGCUCCCAAGAAAGGACAGACCAAUAUAUUGGUCUACAUUUCAAUCUGUUCAUUGAUUGGAGCAUUUUCAGUUUCUUCUGUCAAGGGCCUGGGAAUUGCCAUUAAGGAACUACUGGAAUGGAAGCCCAUUUAUAAGCAUCCCCUGGUAUUUGUUUUGCUGGCUGUACUUGUGCUUUCAGUGGCAACACAGAUUAACUAUCUCAACAAGGCACUGGACACCUUUAAUACAUCUCUUGUGACUCCAAUUUAUUAUGUGUUCUUCACUUCCAUGGUAGUAACUUGCUCCGCCAUCUUAUUCCAAGAAUGGUAUGGCAUGAAUGCUGGAGAUAUCAUCGGUACUUUGAGUGGGUUCUUCACCAUUAUCAAUGGCAUCUUCCUUCUACAUGCUUUUAAAAACACUGACAUUACCUGGAGUGAUCUGACAUCCACUACUCAGAAAGAAGUCCUUUCUCUGAAUGGCAAUGAAGACAAAUACGUCUUACUAGAGAAUGUAGAAUGUUCAGCCCCAGGAUUUGAUGAUGACAUUACCUUGUUUAGCAGGACUGAUGAUCAAAGUCGCUAGAAACCCUGAACUUUAACCGCUAAGAGACACUUGGAGAGGAGAAGGAAUACCUGAUUCUUGGAACAACUAUUAGGAAAGCUGGCAUUUUUAAAGUUCUAACUAAUAAUUUAGACAUGAGGCCAAAUAAAAAUGCCUUUAUUUUUGGCCAUCAAAUUUGAAAAUCAAAGUUUUGAUCCUCCUCCAGAAGGCUUCUGCUGUUUUUCAUUUCUGCAAACUUGAAAUAUUCCCUAAGCAUGAAAGAAGUCAAAGAGUUAGAUAACUCUCAGAAUAAUCUCUUUCUUCUGGUCACAAUAUGUUUGGCUCUGCCAGGUGGCUCUUCAUUUCUUUGGCUGCUGUUCUUAGUCUCUCAGUAAUUCAUAGGUAAACACAACUGUGUGCUGAUAAGCAGAAUAUCAGUCACCAUUCUCUAAUGAGUCAUAGUUUCAAAUUAUUAAAACUGAGAAGCGAGAUCACUGAUGCCUCCCACCUUCUACAACUUCCUUCUUUCUAAACUAGGUAGCUAAAGAAAAAAAUAGACAUGUUGGAAAUCUGCUGCUUGGUCGGCUAGAAUGAGUAAGACAAACAUGCCCAUGAAGGGCUUAUAAAUUGUUAACUUAUUGAGGAAUUUGAGGAGAAUAGGAAGGCGAGUUAACUUCUUAGAAAACUCAGGGAAUACUACAGGAAAAUACCUUUUCAUAUUAAAGCCUACAUAACAUUUUCCUAUCUCACUCCAGGUGCAUGGCAGGAGUAACAUUUUUGGUGGUCUCUACCGUUUAUGGAUAGAUUAAUCCAUUAAUCUUUUCUCAUUGAGUUAAUGGAAAAGAAAUUAGCUAUCUAUUUCUAGACUAACUUAUUUCUCUCAAAAAAAAUCCUAACCAAAAAAUUAUGACAUUAAAAACAAACAAAAACUCUUCAGGUUGACUGGAUUAUUCUCUUCUAAUGUCAAAUGUUAUUAGUUUUGUUUGUUUGUUUGUAAUCUACCUCAAGUCUAUUCUGGGUAAUAGUAGAUUCUUUUCUUUAGAAUUCUAUUAAAGUGACUUUAGGAUUUCCCCAGAUCGGCUGAACUGUGUUUGAUUUUCACGGUGAUGACCUGAGAUGAUUGCAAAGCCCUAAAGUGCUGGCAGUCUCUUCGGCAUAGUUUCGUGUUGAGUGCAAUUCAGUGCAUUCUAAACUUUUGAAAAUUGAUAAUCCGUAGAAGAUUCAUGGGUUGAUACCUCAGGUCAAAUAUAUGUUUACUGUGUUGAUUGCUGUUUCACCUUAAUUGUAUAACAGAUAUAUAAGCUAUGAAUGCAAGUUUGUAGAAAAGUAUUCUCUCAAAAAGUAGUGUCUUAAAGUUGUAGAAAUUCUUUUAAGUUUCUCUUUUUCUGUUGAAAACUCUUGCUGAUUUCUCCAGGACACCUUCUUGAUGAGGAAAUUAAUAG
This is a messenger RNA of Kogia breviceps (pygmy sperm whale), 2884 nucleotides long. RefSeq names its product NIPA like domain containing 1 (gene NIPAL1). The record is from RefSeq and is a predicted model, not a curated record. Gene Ontology annotation, biological process: magnesium ion transport. Gene Ontology annotation, molecular function: magnesium ion transmembrane transporter activity. Lineage: Eukaryota; Metazoa; Chordata; Mammalia; Artiodactyla; Physeteridae. Gene Ontology annotation, cellular component: membrane.